Messenger RNA from Vanessa atalanta (red admiral), 3181 nucleotides. RefSeq names its product mediator of RNA polymerase II transcription subunit 24 (gene MED24). Gene Ontology annotation, cellular component: mediator complex. The transcript has a single exon. Gene Ontology annotation, molecular function: transcription coregulator activity. Lineage: Eukaryota; Metazoa; Arthropoda; Insecta; Lepidoptera; Nymphalidae. The record is from RefSeq and is a predicted model, not a curated record. Bases 165 to 3104 code for a protein of 979 amino acids.
GGUACAAUUGUGGUUUGUGAUGUUUUUUUAAGUUAAUAUUGAAUCAAAUAAUGAAUUAUAUUUGAGCAGUUUAUAAGAAAAUAGGAUAUUAAGUAAAGUUAAACUGAGUUCCGCAUGAUUGUGUUAAAGAAACGUAAAUAUUUUCAUCAAAGUGACACAGAAAGAUGGUGAAAAUGGAUGCUUCUAAAAUGACCAGUAAAACAAGCUCUCUUAAGGCUUUAAUUUUAAAAGCUUGGCGUGAACGGUGGACUGAUAUCCAAUGGGGCAUAAAUAUCAAAACUAUUCUUCCAAGAGGUGUCAGUGGAGACUUGUAUAACCUAGCUGAUUGUAUUCUUCAACAAGCUAUGGUGGGUUGUGGUGCUAACCAAUUGGUCAUAUCAUAUCUUAAACAUUCCUUGGCAUCACAUUUAGUUUCAUAUGCUGCUGUACUGCAAAGAAUAGCCAAAUUCGAUGCCUUUCAUAAACCUCACUGCAUUUUAAGUCUCUUAGAAUUUCUCGAGGGUUUUCUUGACAGUAUUACAUGUCGUAGCAAAAUGGAAGAAGAAAUACUGGCUUUUGCUGUAUCAUCUAUCAUCUUAUGGUUACUCCAAGUAUAUCAUUAUUCAUUAAGUAAAUAUCCAUCAUCAAAUCCAAUACAAAGCCAAGAACUUUUGGAAAAAUCUACAACACUCCUUAAUUCAAUUGUUCAUUCGGACUUUCUAUUGUCUAUGUUUUAUCUAGCUAAGCAAAAUGAUCCAGAUGAGUUUAAUGAAGUUACAAAGAAAUGUCAGGAGAUUACAGCUUUCAUGAUGAUGAAUACUCAAUUUAAAGCACCAGUUACGAUACAUGACACUUUGCAAAAGAUAUGUAAUAUGGAUAUUGAUAAGAUAGCUCCACUAAAUAUUAAACCAGAGACGGUCACACAUUGUCUGCAAGCUUUAAUAGCCGUCAACGUUUUGGCAAACCCCAGUGCAGAUAUGCAGCAAUUAGCUAGCCAGCUAAUGAUGAUACAAAGAAUUAAGAGUUAUCCCUUAUCAAGACUGUAUUGUGAAUUAAUCAGAGCAUGUUUCAUUUCCUUAAAUGAUGCCAGUAAAGAUGCAUCUAAACAGGCUCUGUGGGCUGCAUUCACAUUUCUAAAAUUGCCUCAAGUUAUUAACUAUCUUCAUAAUACUUGUGGUACUACUAAUAAAGAUGGUGAUUAUUCUGUAGAGGUAGUGGAAGCUUUUGAAAAACUGCUACAAGGCACUCCACUUCUUGAUGUUGUUGAUGCUAAGAAUUCUUGCAAUAGUGUUGUGUCUUUAUUGGAGCCCUUAGUUAAACUUAACGUAAUAUCAGAGACUCAACUUGCAUAUUUCAACCAAAAAAGAGAAAGUAAGGAUAUUAAACUUCAAAAAUUAGAGCCAACAGGUCUUCAAGGGUCUGUGCUGUCAUUUAUAACCCGUGCAGAACCAACAUUAGCUGGAAUGCUCAAAACUAUGGGAGGAGAUUUCCAUAAAACUCAAGAUUCUUUAUAUGUAAUGCUAUGUCAAAUUGUAGGGGGUACUACUUUAGACACUAUUCUACCUGUUGCCACAGUAGAGGGAAAACUGAAAUUAUUUGUGUCGAGAUUAAUCAAGUUUAAUGAAUUUGCUCUUCUAACAGCUAGUGAGAAAGGAGCAUCUCAGUCAAAAGUCUACAUCUUUGAUCUUUCAUUUUUAAUUCUUUGCUCUAUCGUCCAAGAUUAUGGAGUUGAUGCUGUUCUUGAAGAAAAUGGAGAUUCCUUUUUUGAACAGUGGGUUAGAGACUGUAUGGUACACAAAGGCGUUCAUAAAUCACCAGAGCAAAUAUUACAAAAAUGUGACUUACAACUUGUGGACAUAUUUAUCCAUCAUCUCAGUGCACCAGAUUUUGACUUCAAGAAUACAAACCUUAAACCUCAUGAUUUAUGUACUAAUGUAUGUGGAGUUAUAAAAGAGAUUUUAUUUGCAUGGGAACAAGGAUCAAUUUCAUCUGCUGAUGUCAAGCGUAUGUUAGAUUCCUUAAGACAAAAAAUGGCCUCAUUAGCUGUAUGUGCUUCAGUGUGGCUCUGUUCGUAUAUUAAUGUUGUACAUCAAGAUGCAUACAUAAAACCUUUAAAUAUGGUCCAGAUGUUUCUAUCACCACCAAGUGAAGUUGAAUUGGCCCAAAUUGAUAAUUUUAAAGAGAGAGCCAUAUUGAUGUGUCAGUUAGUACGAAAGAUGCAGUAUGACAUCCAUCCACCUCUGGUUCCAAAAUCUAAAGUUGUGCCGUUUACUCAUUGUAUUGUGUCUAAGCAACCAAUCUUGGAACAGCUUCAAUCUGUAUGGGAAGAUAUUAAAACCAGAGGAUACUUACACAUUGAUGCCACUCAAAUUGUUGAGAGUCUUCUGAAUACUGCUGGCCCAGUAUGGUUUGUAACAAAUUUAAUUAAAGAAAUGUUGAAAUUUCGAUAUCAGGAUGAUUUAGACAGAUCAGUGGACAUAAUUUUAGCAAUGUUUCACUUAGAUAUUGAAAAAUGCACAGAAGCUUUAUUACUACAUGUUUUACCUCAGUAUCUGUAUAAUGCUAAGCUAUGUGAUGAGUUGGUUGAACCACAAUCAGCAAUUUUGGCUAAACUUUGUGUUUACAGUAUUUAUGCAUCCCUCGAACAUAGCAUAUCAAAUAGAGUCAACAUAUCUAGGAAACGUCGACACGAUGAUUCAGAAGAUUUAGAUACAAUGGCCACUUCGAGUAAAGUUAGGAGAAUGAAUGACAAUACAUCAGAUUCUUUGUAUUAUUCUCAAGGUCAAAGCAUGUCUGGUAUUGUAAUAAAGGAACCUCUACAAUCUGCUUUGGAUGUUUUAUACAAAUCAUUUUCUCAACUAGCAGGAAAGAACGGUGAUGUUACACCUCAAACUCAAUUUAUAUUUGAGUUUAUGGUAUAUGUUGUUCAAUGUGGUCAGGAAAGAGCUCAAGUGGUACUACAAAAAAUGCCAAGUGAAAUAAUCCCAACACUAAUAAAGGCAUUACCUGAUAACUUCAAUGUAGGAUUAAUUUUACGAUUGUAUGAUUUAUCUACAUCAUAUGGAAGAAAAGAUACUGCAAGGGACCUUUGUUUAUUAAGAAAUAUGAGGCUCAGACCUGAAUAAUGUGUAAUUAAUUUUUGGGUGAUGUUUGUUGGAUAUAUUGAAAGUAAUUUAGUACAUAAGGUUAAAUAAAACAAUGU